CUUCCACCUCCUGAUGACGACGAGACCCUCGACGGCGCGUGGGUCGAGGUGUUCAUCAAAUGUCUUAAAAUAUUCGCCUAUUUCUUCACAUUCGUAGUCACACUAGGAUUUGCAGUCCUCUCUAAAUCGCUGAUACUGUUGAUGAUAUCAAUGACACAACUGAACCGAACGAUUCCCAUAUGUAAUGAGUACAUCCAUGGCUAUGACAUCAACCCACCCAUCGAUCGGGACAAGAGAUAUGAGGCCGUCUAUGGCAGCGACGACGCCGCGAGGAUCGGGUGGCUUUGGGUGCUAUACUUCGCCACCAUUACACCGGAACUGUUCGCGUGGGGUCGGGCGGCCAGGAUAUGCUACUUCAAGACUUACCAAAUUCCUACUUUACGUACAUUUCUUACGGUCUUUACAACCGAAACACUGAACGGAAUCGGUAUUUCACUACUGAUUUUCUCCAUACUUCCCACGGUUGAUACCAUUAAAGGCGCAAUGAUUACAAACUGUGUGUGUUUUAUACCCGGAUUACUACUCAUACUAUCCAAUCACGACCGGCACAGCAAACUAAACCUAUUGCUCACCUAUACGGCCACUAUCUUUCAAGUGGUGGGCUUUGUCUUGUGGCCAUUGGUCGCGCACAACGACGACAGCAAUCAGUACUACUAUAUACCACUGGCGCUGUUUUUAGUGUCGUUCCAGUGGUGGGAGAACUUCAUAGACCCCCAGUCCCACAAUGGGAUCAACAAAUGGCUGCUCGACAUAAAGAAGGAUUUGGCGAAAUCGCGAUAUUUUACUUAUUUGAUUGUCACGGUCUGGAAGAUGGUUGUCAUCUUGUGUUUUAUGAUUUUGUUUGAGUACGUAAACAAUGGACAGUCUGUAGAGUCUGUGAACAGUCUGUUCAGUAAGUUUGGCGAAGGUUUCUCCAACGAAAAGAUCUUAAUUAUUCGCGACAAGAAUCGCCUCGAGUUCCAGAAGCAGAUUGAGGGCGAAUCACACGAGAUGACUGUCAGCGACCCAUACAUUCCCGUCUGGAUUCUGUUGGUGCAGAUUAGCGCCACAUACCUGUGCUAUGCUGUGGCCAAGUUCUCGUGCAAGAUAUGCAUCCAGGGCUUCAGUUUCGCCGUUCCCGUUAACCUAUCAGUUCCGGUGACCGUCUCAUUCAUGUGGGCAGUGGUCAGUGCCUCGGCUCAGGAUAAGUGCCAAGUUUGUCACGAAUUCUUCAAAGGAUUUCAGUACAUCUUUUGGUACACCAGAGAUGUGGACGCGUUUGCCUACGAGAAGGACUAUUACAACUACAUCAGCACAGUUAUGUGGGUCCUAUCACUGGCCUCGCAGAUGUGGAUCUCGAUCCACAUAUGGUUCUCGACCAGCGAAAGGCUGGCCUCCACUGAAAAGCUAUUCAUAAUCCCGAUGUACAGCUCUGUGAUCGUCGACCAGUCGCUGGCAUUCAACAGACGAAGAAUCAAUUUUAUGGACGAAGCCGUCAAAGAUGUUGAGUCGACUCGCGAGGAAAAGCUGGGCAAAGAGGCGGACAAGAAUAUGAACCACUUGUAUGAGACGGUGAAUGAGCCGAUGCCGGCCGCGCCCUACGUGUCCAACGAGGACGAGACGGUCAGGAUCUUCGUGUGUGCGACGAUGUGGCACGAGGACAAGAACGAGGUGAUUCAAAUGCUCAAAGCCGUCAUGCGAUUAGAUGCCGACCAAUGCGCCCGACGACAGGCCCACCAGUUCUUCAAACUGAAUCCCGCCCUCACAGACUACUACGAGAUUGAAUUCAAUAUCUUCUUCGACGAUGCCUUCGAUCAGGGGCCGAGUGAUGACGAAGACGACCGACUCAUCAACCGAUUCGUCAAACAGCUGAUUGAGACGAUGGACGAGGCGGCCAGUUAUGUGCACGAGACCAACAUUAUGCUCAAGAGACCCAACGUUGUGCCCACACCUUAUGGAGGAAAGUUAGAGUGGGUUCUCCCCGGACAGAACAAACUCGUCGCUCACCUCAAGGAUAAAAUUCUUAUCAGACAUCGUAAGCGAUGGAGAAAGGAGAUGAUUGCGAUGAAUACGUUUGUGUUGGCUCUGGACGGGGACAUCAACUUCCGUCCGCAUGCCUUGCAUUUGGUGGUCGACCUCAUGAAGAAGAACAAGAAGUUGGGCGCCGCCUGCGGACGCAUUCACCCGAUUGGCGGCGGACCUAUGGUCUGGUACCAGAAGUUUGAGUACGCGGUCGGCCAUUGGCUGCAGAAGGCGACGGAACACGUGUUCGGAUGUGUUCUCUGCAGUCCCGGCUGUUUCUCUCUCUUCAGAGCCAGAGCUGUGAUGGACGACAGCGUUAUGAAUAAGUAUACGACCAAACCGUCCGAAGCCUUGCAUUACGUGCAGUACGAUCAGGGAGAGGACCGGUGGCUCUGCACUCUCAUGUUACAACAGGGAUGUUGCUACCGAUUAUAUUACCUAAACAUGGGCGACUAUAAGCGUACGGUUGAGUGCAAUACUGAUAUCUCGAAGCCAUACAUCAUAUACCAGGCCAUGUUAAUGGUGGGCACUAUCCUGAGUCCGGGCACUAUAUUCUUGAUGGUUGUCGGAGCCAUGAAUACGGUGUUGGGUCUGGAUAGUAACAUAUCCCUGGCCUGUAAUAUAGUGCCAGUACUUUUAUUCUCAAUCGUGUGUAUGGUUGUCAAGAAGAAUGAUCACAUCAUAUUCCUGGCCAUGAUUUUGAGUACACUCUACGCCCUUCUCAUGUUAGCCGUACUCGUGGGCAGCGCUAUAGACAUCGCCACCAAAGGCAUAAUCACUCCGCAGUCCUUAUUCUUCGUGUCACUGAUGGGCAGCUUUGUUGUGGCCGCUAUUAUACAUCCGCAGGAGUUCUCCUGUAUUCUCCCUCUGCCACUAUAUAUGCUACUCAUCCCCAGUAUGUAUUUAUUGCUGACCCUCUACUCAGUGACAAACAUGCAUAUCGUGUCGUGGGGUACGAGAGAAGUCAAGUCCAAACUGACGGCCAAAGAGGCGGCGAUGGCCGCAGAGGCCGCUGCAGACGCGGCCGCCGCUAAGGCUAACAAGAAGAAUAUGUUGGGAUUUCUGGACUUCUCAAAGUUUGGCAACAAAUCAGGUCUAUUCACGUGUAUGUGCUGUUCCAGCAGUCGUUCCGAUGAAGAAUCAGCCAAAUUGUCACAAAAAUGGCUUCUUGGGCCUCUACCUCCCGCUUCCCCUUGGCCUCAUAAGGCCUCUGUCAGAAGCUCAUACUCAGCACUGUCAGACAGGGCUGAGGUGUUGUCAACCAUCAGAGGCGGACAUACUUCGGACGAGGACGAGGAGGACGAGACUGGGAGUGAAGUUCGCUCCCUAUAUGUGGAUGACACGGGACGUCGAUCGCCAUCCAUAGCCGAGUCGAGUGUGGCCUCAAAGCCCAGGUGGUGUCGAGACCCUGCCUUCAAGAAGUUUCCUUUGGUUCAGUUAACACCCCAUGAAUUGCAGUUUUGGAAGGAUUUUAUUCCCAAAUAUCUGUUACCUCUGGACGAGAACCCGAAAGAACAGGCGAGGAUUGCGGCCGAUCUCAAGGAUUUGAGAAAUAAAAUGGUCUUCGCCUUCGCCAUUAUGAACACGAUUUUCAUAUUAUUUGUAUUACUCCUCCAAAUGCAUGACGACGUGUUCAGUAUCCACAUCCCGGGGCCCAUCGACUACUACAACAAAACCCGGUAUAUUGAAGAGGAGGACCGGUGGGAGGAGGAGCCCAUCUACAAGACCAUCAAAAUGGAGGAUAAAUUAUUCCCCAUUUCUAUAUUAAUAAAUAUAAAUAAUUAA
Oppiella nova is the source of this 3786-nucleotide messenger RNA. Lineage: Eukaryota; Metazoa; Arthropoda; Arachnida; Sarcoptiformes; Oppiidae. The record is from the annotation of a GenBank genome assembly.